Molecule: messenger RNA, 3084 nt
Organism: Apodemus sylvaticus (European woodmouse)
Lineage: Eukaryota; Metazoa; Chordata; Mammalia; Rodentia; Muridae
Gene: Mief2
Product: mitochondrial elongation factor 2
Exons: 4
Coding region: 789-2153 (454 amino acids)
Biological process (GO): mitochondrion organization; positive regulation of mitochondrial fission
Cellular component (GO): mitochondrial outer membrane
Source: RefSeq, a predicted model, not a curated record
GCCAUCUUGCCCUGACCAGAACACGGUAGUUUCCCAUAAGCAGACACUGCUGUUCUAUGGAAGUACAGGGUCUGGCAUCCAGUGUUUCCGGAGGGAAGAGACUGGUAGAGUUUGCACGACAGGUGGCGGGGCUCUUCCCAAUGUGUGCCAGACAGGCCAAAAGGAAAUGAGACCACCAGGCACUCUCACAGGGGCGAACUUGAGAGGCAGAAUGUGGGCCUUUGGCCUAGGUGCAGUUUUGCCUGCCUGGCCCACCAAGGGACUGUGAGCUCUGACAGCCUUCUCCACACUGAGGCUCCCAUUACAAGUACACACAAGGUCAGAUGUGAGGCUAAGGCACGACUGCUGAGAAUUCGAUGUCAGCUGUGUGGCUUUAGUGUGAGGCCCUUUCUCAAAAUAAAACAAAACAAAACACCCCCAAAGAAAAUAAACUAGACCAGACCCCGAAUGAUUGUCACACUCACCACCUCCCCCACCUUGCGCUAACAACACAACCUUGCGCCUUUAAAUCCUGAGUGUGCCUGUGGUUUCCGCCCCCGACGUCGCGGCCGUGCCUGGCGAUCAUUGGCUGAGCUGCUCAGUUUUGAGCACGUGUGCGCAGGAGUUGUGCGCUCGGAUUGGAGCAAAGGCCUGCUUAUCCAGCGUGCCUUUCGGGUCACUUGCCGCCCCGGGCCUCGGCGUUCGGUUCCCGGGGUUUGGACGUUCCAUUCCUAGGCGAGUCCUGGGCCUCCAGGGUCCCACUCGCCGCGUCCUUGGGUCCAUGCGCUGACGCUCGGACGCAGGUGACCAUGGCAGAGUUCUCCCAGAAGCAGAGGAAACAGCAUGGCAGCGAGGGCCUGGGCAGUGUGGUGGACUUCCUCUUGGCUAAUGCUCGUUUGGUGCUAGGUGUGGGCGGGGCCGCGGUGCUGGGCAUUGCCACCCUAGCUGUAAAGCGGCUCAUCGACAGGGCCACUAGCCCUCGGGAUGAGGAUGACACCAAGGGGGACAGCUGGAAGGAACUGAGUCUGCUGAGAGCCACAUCACACCAAAAGCCCCAACCCCCACCUGCUGCCUUCAGCCUGCCCGCAGCUCCUGGGUCCCCCUCCCCCGCUGCCCCAGCGGAGCCCACACCCACUCAUCCUCAGCCGACACCUACGCUCAGCUCUGUAGCACCCUUGUGCCUGACUUUCCAAGAAAAGCUACUGGCCUUCGAGCGCACCCACGUGAUUAGCCUGGAGGCCCACGUGACUUUGGUCAAACAGCUGGCUGGAGACAUUGCCUUGGAGCUGCAGGCCUACUUGAGGUGCAAGUUUCCAGAAUUGCCCUUUGGUGCCCUUGUGCCGGGUGGGCCGCUCUACGAAGGGCUACAGGCGGGGACUGCCGAGCACGUGCGUCUGUUGGCACCUCUGGAGUUGGAGCCAGGGCUGUGGAGCCUGGUACCUGGCAUGGACACUGUGGCCAGGGAACCUCGAUGCUGGGCCGUACGCAGGACCCAGCUUGAGUUCCAUCCCCGCGGGUGCAGCCCAUGGGACCGCUUCCUGGUGGGGGGCUACCUUUCCUCCCGUGCCUUGCUGGAGCUGCUACGGAAGGCCCUGUCAGCCUCUGUCAACUGGCCCGCCAUUGGCAGCCUGCUUGGGUGUCUGAUCUGGCCCAAUGUGGCUUCGGAGGAGCUGUUGCUCAACGUGCAACAUGAGUGCUUGGAGUUCACUUUAGCUGUGCUCAUGGUGGUCCCUGGGGCCAGCACUGAUGGCCGCCUUCUGCUGGCCUGGCCCCUUGAGGGGCUGGCUAGCAAUCUCUGGCUUCAGGAUCUGUAUCCGGUAGAGACUGCCCAUUUGCGGGCUCUGGAUGACCAGGAUGCUGGUACUCGGCGGAGGUUGUUGCUGCUGCUGUGUGGUGUGUGUCGUGGCCAUCCGGCUCUGAUGAGGCUUGGCCGGAGCCACCUGACGCAGGUGGUUCUGCAUCUGGGUGAAGAGGAAGUGGCCUGGACUGAAGAGGCCUUGGGGGAACGGUUUCUGCAAGCUCUGGAGUUUCUGGUGGGCAGCUUGGAGCAGGCUAGCCUGCCCUGUCACUUCAACCCCAGUGUGAACCUCUUGGGUAGCUUUCGGGAGGAGGAGAUCGAUGACAUUGGCUACGCGCUGUACAGUGGUCUCCAGGUUCCCGAGAGCCUAUUCUAGGUGAAGGAGGACUGUGGUUGACAUGUUUUCUGAUGCUGGAGAGCCAACCACCUCCCUCCAGGACACUGCAGUGUGGUUUGCUUUAUUUUAGCCAAAGUGGAGGAGGAGUGACAUGACCAAAGCCCACACGUGGGCGCGUGUCUGGGUCAUGUGAUCAGGAGGCCUGAACCCAGAGUCUGGGUUGCUGACAUCUGAGUGUGACUGGCCUGCCCUGGCUGAUGCCCCUGAGCCCUCUGGGAUUCGUUUAGGAACUGGGCUCAGGCUACCAUCAACAGCAAUGAACUCACCAAGAAUGAAAUGUGGUUCUUGAUUUCCUAGGCUUCACCUAGGCAAAGGUCGGUUCCAACAUUUUGUCAAAAAAGGAAAAUGUUCUUGGGUGGGUAACAGGCCCAGGUAUCCUGGAGGCACUCAGAGGGAGUCAGCUGGGGGACUGCUUCUAGGUCUUGAAGGAUAGUGGUUUUUUUAAUGGUGGUGUGUUUGUUUCUCUGAUUGAGUCCUCAGGCCUUGAGUCUGAAGUUGACUCCCUCGCUGCCUGCCUGCCUUACACCCCAGGGAAGGAAGAUCUUGUUCUCUCCUGUUUGUUUUCUCGAUAGGCCACAAAUUACCUCUGGGAGAAUCCUUCCUUCCUCACUGGGGAGCUGAGCUCUGUGCUGCCUAUGCAAGGCAAUCCCAUAAUGGCUGUGCCUAGACCUCACCACAGGGUAGAGGACACACCCCUCCCAGGGGCCUGUGAGCAGACCUGGCUUCUGCAGCGUGCCAAAAUAUUCACGAUAGAUAUGUGUCCUCACCUUGCACCCUGGUCAAGGUGGCAUGGCUGGAGGAGGGAGACUCUUCUGCAAGGGGGGCUUUCUGUUUUAGGUACCACCCCCUUAAACACACACUGAGACAAAGCCAUGCCUUGAAGAUGCAAAUAAAAGGAGAAAGAACUGUC